GUUUGUUGUUAUCUAUUUCGUUUUAUUGUUCUUUUUCCUCCAACGAUGAUGAUACAUGAUGUUAUCAACGAUCUUCUUAUUGGCGUGCUAAAGGCACUGCAAUCGAUGCCUAAUUUGCAUUCAAAUAAUCCACCCAAGGAAGCCAAUCACCAUCUCGAAUCCAUGCACCUUGUGAUAUCGGAUGAUAUGCGAACAGGCGGAUUAUCAGCGACACCGUCGCCUAACCAUUAUCUGGUAAAGGAAAUGGUACAAAGAUAUUAAAAAAAAGUAUCCGUCGAAAGCCACACGAUUGACGCUUUUGUUAUUACGUUAUCAUCCAUCUCUGUUGGUCUUUUAAUUUUACGGUAGAUUAUGUCGCCUAAUACAGGGUCUGGUCCAACUACGGAUAAUGAAUCGGCUCAAGCCUCGUACACGCCUCGAAUUCAAUACCGAUAUCCACGCAUGAUGAUGCAUUCUCCAAUUAUUUCUACGACACGCAGUCACAGUGUGAAACGCAAUAAAAAACCCGCGACAUAUUCGAGAUGGACGGCCGAGGAAGAUGAUCUACUUCGUCAAGCCGUCGCCCUCCAUGGCCCUCACAAGUGGGCUUCGAUUGCCGCUCACGUUCCCAAUCGAACCCCGAUGCAAUGCUCCACCCGCUGGUUGGGUGCUCUCAAUCCCCACAUUCAUAAAGGGCGCUGGACGGAAUAUGAAGAUAAUAUUUUAAAGUAUUCAGUAUUGGAAUACGCGAACUAUACUGAUGAAGAAGGCAAAACGCAACCUGUGCCUUGGAACAAGAUUGCUGAACGCAUUCCCAAUCGAACAGGAAUUCAAUGCCAGGCACGGUGGACAGAAGCGUUGGAUCCGUUUGUUCGCAAGGGCAAGUGGAGUGCGGAAGAAGACGCUUUGUUACGUGCUGGGGUGAAUAACCUUGGUUUGAGCUGGAUUCGUAUUGCCGAAACUAUCCCCGGGAGAACUCAGCGUCAAUGUCGAACGCGAUGGAUGCAAAUCAAGUACAAGGAAGAGCGACAGCAACGAUGCAUGAAUGAGCAACGAAGUGGUAGUGUGGAUGAUGGAUCGUCGACGAGUUGUGCUUCGACGGAAGAAGAACGUGAUUACGGAUCAGCGGUGGGAGGAAUGGCCACGUCGGUGAACAAUGGAUUGCCAUCGACGUCCGGGUUCGUUAAACCGUUUUUUGUGGUGGAUGAUUUUGAUACGAACCUUGUCAAACGAGAACCCAUGGAUAACUAUCCCAUGAAUAGCUUUCAGCAGCAUCCCCAUCAUCCCAGCGAAAUGGCAUUUUUCAAAAAUGACGACCUGUCCUUUUUCACCAAUCCCGAUUUCGACGCUUCUCAGCAAGAUCAUCGCUUUUCAUUUCCAAAAUAAUUCGUUUGUUCUUCAUGCCACAUCACCUCCAUAAGAAAGAAAGAAAAAAAAAAAGAAAGCUACGUCCCCGUCCCCAAUAAACCAUCGAUAAACCGCAUGCGAUCCAAUCUUCAUUGGGUAAAUUAUCCAACCCGUAUAAACACCACAAUUGACAGGGCUGAGAGCUU
Messenger RNA from Radiomyces spectabilis, 1532 nucleotides. RefSeq names its product Homeodomain-like protein. The record is from RefSeq and is a predicted model, not a curated record. NCBI's taxonomy places the organism in Eukaryota, Fungi, Mucoromycota, Mucoromycetes, Mucorales, Radiomycetaceae. Bases 352 to 1365 code for a protein of 337 amino acids. The transcript is spliced from 5 exons.